UAAUUUUGAGUGAUUUUGUAUUUACUACAUACGUUGGUAAUGGUAUCUACAUUUUCCGUAAAUAAAAAAACAGAGCAGUUUUGGGAAAUUGGUUCUUUGAUUUGAUCUCUCGGGUCUAGAGAGGGGGAAUUCCAGAUCCUCUCCCUGAUUGACUCGGGAUACAGAUUUUUUUUAAUUGUUUAUUUAAUUUAAAUAAUAUUAAAUUUCUCUUGUGUGAUUUGGGUGAGAACUGAGAACUGAGGGUAUCUAAAUUCUGAAAAAAAAGAAAAGAGAUGAGCUGUUUUUCUUGUCUUUUUUCUGGUCGGAAAGAUGUCAGCAGAGUCGAAGUUGAUAAUGGCUCUCGAUCUACUACUACUUCUACAGGGGAUGGGAGAGUGAAAGCUGCUGCCUCUACUGAGGGUGAAAGGAAGAAAGAAUGCUCGGAGUCAGGGAGCAGUAGCAAAAGCAAUAAUAAGGCAGCAGCUAGUUUUGGUUUUCGAGAGCUUGCAGAGGCAACAAAGGGUUUUAAGGAAGUGAACUUGAUUGGGGAAGGUGGUUUUGGAAGGGUUUAUAAGGGUCGUCUCCCAACAGGCGAGGUUGUUGCCAUAAAACAAUUAAGUCAUGAUGGUCAUCAAGGUUUUCAGGAAUUUGUUAUGGAGGUUCUUAUGUUAAGCCUGCACCAUCAUUCUAAUCUUGUUAAGUUAAUUGGAUACUGCACUGAUGGAGAUCAAAGGCUUUUGGUUUAUGAAUAUAUGCCUAUGGGUUCCCUGGAAGAUCAUCUUUUCGAUCUUAACCAAGACAAAGAACCCCUAAGUUGGAGUGUUCGAAUGAAGAUUGCUGUUGGAACUGCUCGGGGCCUUGAGUAUCUCCACUGUAAAACAGAUCCUCCUGUUAUCUAUAGAGACUUGAAAUCUGCGAACAUCUUAUUAGACAGCGAAUUCAACCCAAAACUGUCAGAUUUUGGGCUUGCUAAACUUGGACCUGUUGGAGACAAUACCCAUGUUUCAACCAGAGUGAUGGGAACAUAUGGCUACUGUGCGCCAGAGUAUGCCAUGAGUGGCAAAUUAACUCUCAAGUCUGAUAUCUACAGCUUUGGUGUGGUUUUGCUGGAGUUGAUCACUGGACGUAGGGCAAUAGAUGCUGGUAAAAGACCAGGAGAGCAAAACUUAGUUUCCUGGUCUCGCCCAUUUAUAAGUGACCGGAGAAAGUUUGUACAAAUGGUUGACCCUCUUUUGCAAGGACACUUCCCCAUGCGCUGCUUGCAUCAGGCAAUUGCUAUAACUGCUAUGUGUCUCCAGGAGCAACCAAAGUUCCGUCCACUUAUUGGUGAUAUUGUUGUUGCACUGGAGUACUUAGCUUCUCAGAGUAUCUCUGAAGUCCAUAGACAUGGUGUGCCCCGCCCACAACUGCAACCACCUCAAGAAAUAGACAGAGAUUAAUUUUCGUAGGUAUCAGAUUCUAGCUUGAGUUUCAUUUCUUCCGAUGAUUUUGUGUACACAUUUCCUUAUCAGUUUGAUCAGUGUAAGCUACCAACUUGCCUAUUUCGAAUGUUAAGUGACAUUACUUUAGUUAACUUAUUGUUGGCACAGCAGUAGUGAAGAUAAACUUCUUGUUAUACCAGUAGUGAACAUUCGUUUUUCUUGAUUGCUCAAGU
Molecule: messenger RNA, 1633 nt
Organism: Gastrolobium bilobum
Lineage: Eukaryota; Viridiplantae; Streptophyta; Magnoliopsida; Fabales; Fabaceae
Product: probable serine/threonine-protein kinase PBL21
Exons: 6
Coding region: 273-1418 (381 amino acids)
Biological process (GO): protein phosphorylation
Molecular function (GO): ATP binding; protein kinase activity
Source: RefSeq, a predicted model, not a curated record